CUCGUUGAACGCCAGCGCAUCACCCAGCAUCCACUUACAUUCGAACGGCACUGACCGCCUGCUAACGACCCCAAACGACCGCCGCCAUGUUCUUUCACCUCUUCCGCACGCUGUUUUACGUCGCCUUGUGGCUUUUCUCAGCAGUUCUUCUUGGCUUAACGGCGGACAGGAUACAUUACACGGAGCAUAUUCCCUUUGGGGAUCCUCUCAACGGAGGAAAGGACUUCUAUGACCCCAUCGUCGCCGAACUGCUCGUCACCUCUAUCCUGACCAUCUUCUGGGUGCCAUUCGUCGUUCACCGCAUCCAUCGCCGCUACGAGAACGGUUUCUUUUCUACCUUCGCAGCGGAACUUAUUGGCCUCAUUGUCUUGUUCAUACUCUGGCUCGUCGGCGCAGCAAUCGCAACACACUUCUGGGGAGACCUACAUUGGUGCUGGAGCUUCCACGCCUGCCGCAUUCUGACUACGCUCGUCGCGUUUGCAUGGCUGGGCACGAUCAUGCUUUUCCUGCUUACGCUCAUCACGCUCUCCUUCGCCUGGAUGAACCACGCCUUCCGCCAGCCGAUGCACGGCCGAUACUACUCGCGCGACAGCAGGGUGUACUGAACGCCUUACCGAGGAACACCCGAAUGAGCAUGACGCGGACGAUACAUAGACGAAGCAAGGACAUCGCACAAACGGAGUGUUUUGCCCUAACUGUAAUGGAUUUGCUUUGAUUGGUUGACAUAGCUGGAUUCAGGCCUCGGUCUCCAGGGUUGCAGAGCUGUAUGAUCGCUCCCAGCCCAUGAGUUGUAUUCUAACAUCUUGCGUGGCGCUUCUGUAAUGGCUAUUUUAUUCUGCCCGUACUCGAAUCCUCUUGCCC
Punctularia strigosozonata HHB-11173 SS5 is the source of this 861-nucleotide messenger RNA. RefSeq lists its product as uncharacterized. The transcript is spliced from 6 exons. Bases 87 to 605 code for a protein of 172 amino acids. Lineage: Eukaryota; Fungi; Basidiomycota; Agaricomycetes; Corticiales; Punctulariaceae. The record is from RefSeq and is a predicted model, not a curated record.